Equus caballus (horse) is the source of this 2268-nucleotide messenger RNA. It is a transcript of the gene CEP44, whose product is annotated as centrosomal protein 44. Lineage: Eukaryota; Metazoa; Chordata; Mammalia; Perissodactyla; Equidae. Gene Ontology annotation, cellular component: spindle pole; centrosome. The record is from RefSeq and is a predicted model, not a curated record.
UCGCUGUAGAGUCCCUGUUUUUCACCAUGCAGCCCGAGCCACUCUGCGCAUCAAAACUAAACAAACCUCUCAUAUGGAACUUGGGAUCGGACUUGCCAUAGAGAAGGCCCUCAGCAGUGUCAUUCUCCUCAGGGGUCUGGACGAACGCGGUGUGGAAUCUGCGGCGAGGAAUCGUGGAACGCUGAGAAGCCCGUGGCUUUGAAGGUCUUGCCGCGGGGCUUGGCGGGCUCCGACCCGCUGUUCCAAAUACAAACGGUCGGCGCGGUAGGCGCGCCUGAGCGCAGGCGUCGGGCUGCAGGCGCUCGUUGCUGGAGGCAGAGCACCGACGGCUGUUUCUGGUUGCACGAGCUACCUCUUCUCGCUGUUGUGCGGCGCCAGAGGCCUUCGGAGCCAGCUUCUUUGCUCGGCGGCUGCUGGAUCCAAGCUGUACUUGUAUCUUACUCUUCUUCAAAAUAUUUAUUCUGCUGAUACUGAAGAGGAUGUGUUCCAGGGACAUACUUUGUUGUCAGAAAUUCCAUUACCAGAGGAGCUUCAUUCCCAGAGGAUUCAUUACUCAAGGUGAAAAAUUAGGUUAUUUCAAAAGCUGGAGCUGAAUCUAAUGUUAAAUAAUGGCAACAGGUGACUUAAAAAGAAGCUUACGGAACCUGGAGCAGGUGCUGCGCUCAUUAAAUUAUCCUGAAGAGGUGGACUGUGUAGGUUUGAUAAAGGGAGAUACAGCAGCGUCUUUGCCCAUCAUCAGCUAUGCCCUUACCUCAUAUUCACCUUAUGUAGCCGAACUUCUGAUGGAAUCUAAUAUAGAGCUCAUAGCAAAGAAUGACUUGCGCUUUAUAGAUACUGUCUAUAAGCUUCUUCGGGAUCAAUUUAAUUAUAAACCAAUCUUGACAAAAAAGCAGUUUAUCCAGUGUGGAUUUGCCGAAUGGAAAAUCCAAAUUACUUGUGAUAUUUUGAAUUGUGUGAUAAAAAAGCAUAAGGAGUUGAGUAGUCUUGACAAGACUCCAUCACAACAAAGAAAAAAAAUCAGUUCUGUUAAGUCAGAACCUUCUUCAAGCAGUGAGAAGACAUCUACAGAACCUGUUGGUAUUGAUGUCACUGGAAGGUUUAUAACUUCAGGAAAGAAGAAAGCGGUGGUGAUCCGUCACCUGUAUACUGAAGAUAGUGUUAAAAUCCCUGAAGAUAUGUUAAGUACAGUCACAGAUGUUAAUGAAGCAUUUGAUGUGUGUGGCUUAAAGCCCAGUGAAAUAACCAUUCCUGAAGUAGAGGUCCCUGAAAUCAAGUCUGAUCAGCAAGACAUAAAAGGUAGUCCUGAGAUUACUGCACUGCAGAGUAAGCUUGCAGAAUGCCAAGAAAAGCUUACGAAACUAAGUUGGAUAGAGAGUAGAUUAGACUGUUUGGAAGAAAAAAUGAAAGGAAAAGUGAUGGUGAAUGAAAAAACCUGGACGAAUCUCCUAAGUCGCGUCACUCUUCUUGAAACAGAAAGGCUUUUGUCUAAAAAGAAUGAUGACUUUGUAGACUUUAAUGAAGCUAAUGAAGACUACGCUUCUUCUAGUAGUGACAUGGAUAUUCUGAAGCCUGAUAGAAAAAGCAAAAAGGAGAGGCAAGCAAGUAUCCCUCUGUCCUCUGGCUAUAGUACAGUGUCGUCAGAUUCAACUCCCAGAGCCUCAACUCUUAACUACUGUGGUUUGAAAGACAUUUCAGAGGAAACAACAAUCCAGAAAAUGGAAAGGAUGAAAAAAAUGUUUGAAGAAACUGCAGAGUUACUGAAAUGUUCAAAUCACUAAUUAUAGAAUUUUCUGCAUGAACUUCUUAAGGCCUUUGGCUAUUGUAUGUGUUGUAUAUUCUAAGAAUUCUCUAUAAAUUGUAAUAUAUGGCAAUAUUUUUAUUAAGAAUUGGAAUUCCAUUUGGUAUAUGAGUUUUUUCAUUCAAUAUUGAAUAAAUAUUUAAUGUUUUAUGAUAUGAUUAUACUGCUUUACUCUGUUUUACUUUUCUUAGGAAAACCUGUGUGCCAAUGCAUUUCUUUUACAGAGUGAAGUCAUUAUAGCACUGUAUUUUGGUGUUGACAUUUGUUGGCAGUGGGCUAAGUAAUCUACUUUUUAAAGUACAGGCUUGAGGACCCCGGUUCACAUCCUGUUGGAAACACUCCACCUGGGACUUGCGUAUUGUACCCAGGAGGCUCUUGCACAUACCGUCUUGCCAUCUGUGCUGACGAAUAUAUUGUAAUGAAAAGUUAAAAAUUCUCAUUGAAAAUUAAAUAAAACAAAAAUACAAUGA